AGGAUGCUGAUCUUUUCCUGCCAAAGACAAAACCAAUAUUUUCCAAUUUGAUCCCCUCCUGGUAUUUUGGGGCUGCAGUUCCUCAGCCAUGUCCAAUUCUAGUUGCUUCUAUUGAUUAAAUAUAGGUUGGAAGGCAGGUUCAUUUACUCAAGGCGGGAGUGAAAUGCAGCCUUUGGACUCAGAGAAAGCCUUAAUUAAGAUCACCCACUGCGACAAAGACAUUUUUGGCUUCUUUGUUCCUGAGAACUGCCCAUUGUGUGGGCAGAGGCUGAUUUACAAAAGUCUGGAAGAAGCACCUGUCAGUAUCCCUAGCCCAUUUGUUAAUGGACACCGAGAAAGAUGUUCUUUUUUACUGAAGCCCACUGCAGGAACAUUUCUAAGAGAUUAUGAUGGCGAUUCUGACCUUCAUGUUGGAAUAACCAAUACUAAUGGUUUGGUGUACAAUUACAAUGAAACUGGUAUUACCAUAGCUGAAUAUGGAUGGGAACAAUGUGUGAGCAUUCCAUUAGUGCAGCCUGAUACGUAUGGCCUCCUUAAACAAUGGGAUACUUACCUAGAACAAUUUUCAGCAGCAGAAAUUUGGCUUCCACACAGGUAUGAAGAAUGUUUCCAUAAUUGUUACACUUAUGCACUAACAUUUAUUAAUUGUGUGCUGAGUGCCCAAAAGCAACAGCAAAUGAAUAAAAAUGAAUUUACAGAGAAGUUUGUAAUUCCGCGAACAAGAAAAGCUUCCAAAUAUAUCACCAUCUACAAGGAAAUAUGCAAGACUGGAUUUUACGUUGUUGAGCAUCCUGCUCCAAAAGGCAGUACUUCCACAAAUGCCAUUUCGCUUUAGAAUGAAGCAUUUAUUGACAGUAAAUGAAACUAAAAUAAUCAGGUUAAGACAUAAGGCAUUGUUCCUAUCCUGUUGUAAGGAAAGUGGAAAACAUAACUAACAAAUUUAAUUGGAUGGAAAUUGAAGAGAAUAGUGAGAACUAUUUCCUAUUAUUAAUAAAACUGAAACACAAUGUAAUCUUUCUAAUAACCUUUCUACCUGUCUAAAUGAUAAUAUUUAGCAUUACCUUAAUAAAGACAUUGAUAUGAACCCUAAGAAUCUAUGAACACAAAAAAAUAUUCAUGCUCAUCAUGAAGAAACAAAGGUGGAUCCUUCUUUCUGUUGGAAGUGGAAGGCAAUUUUUAGUAAUUCCGCUUUCCCUACUCUAGACAGCAUUAUCUAGGAAAAACACUGAAAUCUCUCCUCUUUCUGUGGGAAUGUCCAUGAAUGGGGA
Messenger RNA from Python bivittatus (Burmese python), 1268 nucleotides. NCBI's taxonomy places the organism in Eukaryota, Metazoa, Chordata, Lepidosauria, Squamata, Pythonidae. The record is from RefSeq and is a predicted model, not a curated record.